CCUUGCAGACCAGAAUCUGUAGAAGCUAGCCCUGUGGUAGUUGAAAAAUCGAACAGUUACCCGCACCAGCUGUAUACCAGCAGCUCACACUCACACAGCUACAUUGGUCUGCCCUAUGCAGACCAUAACUAUGGUGCUCGGCCUCCUCCAACGCCUCCAGCUUCUCCUCCUCCAUCAGUGCUUAUAAGCAAGAAUGAAGUAGGCAUAUUUACCACUCCCAACUUUGAUGAAACCUCCAGUGCUACUACCAUCAGUACUUCAGAGGAUGGAAGCUAUGGAACUGAUAUUACCAGAUGCAUUUGUGGCUUUACACAUGAUGAUGGAUAUAUGAUCUGUUGUGACAAAUGCAGUGUCUGGCAGCACAUUGACUGCAUGGGGAUUGACAGGCAGCAUAUUCCUGACAUAUACCUGUGUGAACGUUGUCAACCCAGGAGUUUAGAUAAAGAAAGAGCAGUGCUGUUACAACGAAGGAAAAGGGAAAAUAUGUCAGAUGGAGAUACCAGUGCAACAGAGAGUGGUGAUGAGGUUCCUGUGGAGCUGUAUACUGCUUUUCAACAUACACCAACUACGAUUACUCUAACUGCUACAAGAGUUACAAAGGUCAAUGAUAAGAAGAGGAAGAAAAGUGGAGAGAAGGAACAGAACAUAGCAAAAUGUAAAAAAGCAUUUCGAGAAGGAUCCAGGAAAUCUUCACGAGUAAAGGGCUCAGCUCCAGAGAUUGAUCCUACUGACAGUUCCAACUUCGGAUGGGAAACUAAAAUCAAGGCAUGGAUGGAUCGUUAUGAAGAAGCAAAUAAUAACCAAUACAGUGAGGGUGUCCAGAGGGAGGCACAAAAAAUAGCUCUGAGAUUAGGCAAUGGAAAUGACAAAAAAGAAGUCAGCACCAGCAAUUUGAUUUUCAAACCUCCAGUAGAGAGUUACGUGCAAAAAAACAAGAAAAUUUUAAAAGCUGCCAAAGACUUGCCUCCUGAUGCACUUAUUAUUGAGUACAGAGGAAAGUUCAUGCUGAGAGAACAAUUUGAAGCUAAUGGAUAUUUCUUUAAAAGGCCAUACCCAUUUGUUUUGUUUUAUUCCAAAUUCCAUGGUCUGGAGAUGUGUGUCGAUGCAAGGACUUUUGGGAACGAGGCUCGGUUCAUCCGGCGCUCGUGUACACCCAACGCGGAGGUGAGGCAUGUAAUUGAAGACGGAACAAUUCACCUUUAUAUUUACUCCAUCCAUAACAUUCCAAAGGGAGCAGAGAUUACCAUAGCAUUUGAUUUUGAUUAUGGAAAUUGUAAAUACAAAGUGGAUUGUGCUUGCCUCAAAGAAAAUCCUGAGUGUCCAGUUCUCAGGCGUUCUGAGCCUACAGAAAACAUCAAUACUGGAUAUGAAACCAGAAGGAAAAAGGGAAAGAAAGAGAAAGAUGUUUCCAGAGAAAAGGAGACCCAAAAUCAGAACAUCACAUUGGACUGUGAAGGAGCAGCCACCAAAAUGAAAAUCACAGAUAAUAAACAGAGGAAGCUCUCUCCCCUCAGGCUCUCCAUUUCUAAUAAUCAGGAGCCAGAUUUUAUUGAUGAUAUAGAAGAAAAAACUCCCAUCAGCAACGAAGUAGAAAUGGAAUCGGAGGAGCAGAUUGCAGAAAGGAAAAGGAAGAUGACAAGAGAAGAACGGAAGAUGGAAGCUAUCCUGCAAGCCUUUGCCAGACUAGAGAAAAGAGAAAAAAGAAGAGAACAGGCUUUGGAAAGAAUCAGCACAGCAAAAACAGAGGUGAAAUCAGAAUGCAAGGAAGCACAGAUUCUCAAUGAUACUGAAUUCAUUCAGGAACCAACAAAGGAAGAAACUGCCACCAAGCCUACCCCAGCCAAAGUGAACAGAGCUAAGCAGAGGAAAAGCUUCUCACGGAGUAGAACUCACAUUGGGCAACAACGCAGACGGCACAGGACUGUCAGCAUGUGUUCAGAUAUCCAGCCCUCUUCUCCUGACGUGGAAGUAACUUCCCAGCAUAACGAAACUGAGAAUGCUGCACUGGUAGCUGAGCCUGAAACAGAAACUGUUGUUACAGAAAUGGUUACUGAAACAGAAGCUCCAGCACUUAGUAAAUGCCCUACUAAGUAUCCUAAAACAAAGAAGCACUUGGUCAGUGAAUGGUUAAGUGAAAAGAGUGAUAAAGCAGGGAAGCCUACAGACAGUGUAUCAGAGAGGCCUCUACGCAUAACUACCGACCCUGAAGUUCUGGCUACUCAGCUGAAUUCUUUACCCGGGCUCACAUACAGUCCACAUGUAUAUUCAACUCCAAAGCACUAUAUUCGUUUUACUUCACCAUUCCUUUCAGAAAAGAGGAGGAAAAAAGAACCAGUGGAAAACAUUACUGGCUCUUGUAAGAAGCGUUGGUUGAAACAAGCUUUGGAAGAAGAAAAUUCGACAGUAAUUGAUAGAUUUAAUUCGCCGUCACAGGAGAGAUCUAGAAGUCCUGCCAUCAAUGGGGAGCAUAAGAGUCCUCUGUUACUGAAUGACAGCUGUUCCUUAACAGAUCUAACCACACCACUAAAAAAACGAAGACUAUAUCAGCUGCUGGAGUCUGCAUUCUCAGAAACCUCCACACCUACUCCUUCUCCCUAUGCCACACCGACUCAUGCUGACAUCACUGCCUCUGAGCCGUCGUUGUUUGCUACUCCUCCGAGGGUAAAAACAGAGGAUGAAGCCUGUAGAAAUGGUUACAAACCCAUCUAUUCACCAGUUACUCCUGUAACUCCAUGUAUACAUGGAAAUACCAUGCACUUUGAGAAUAUUUCCUCACCUGACAGUUCCCCAGAAAUCAAAAGGCGAGCUUACAGUCAAGAGGGUUAUGACAGAGCAUCGAUUCUAGCACUGAAUUCUUUCAGAAAUUCCAACCUGACAGAAAUGGGCCUGCAAGAAAUAAAGACUAUUGGAUAUUCUAGUCCAAGGAAUAGGACUGAUGUCACACGGCAGUGCACUGGAGAAAUGGAAUCUGUGUCAGACCUCCAGCUGGGACUCGAAGUAAUUGAGCAAAGUGCACUGCAUAAAAACCUGGAAGCCCCCACACAUGAUAGGACUGAUUCAAACAGCCAAUUAGAAACUGCUCAUUGUGGACGGGGCACAAUUUACUCUUCCUGGGUAAAAAGUCCUGACAGGACAGGUGUAAAUUUCCCAAUGAAUUCUAAUUUGAGGGACUUGACCCCUUCACAUCAGUUGGAGGUAGGAGGUGGAUUCAGAAUAAGCGAGUCAAAGUGCCUGAUUCAAGAGGAUGCUAGAGGCAUGUUCAUGGAAGCAUCUGUUUUUUGUACUUCAGAAGAUGGAAUUGCACCUGGCUUUGGAAGGACUGUCAAUAGCGACAACUUGAUGGAUGGAAAUUGCACACCCCAGAAUCCUCCACAAAAGAAAAAGGUGUCCUUGUUAGAAUACCGUAAGAGACAACGAGAAGCUCGAAAAAGUGGCUCCAAGACAGACAACUUCCCCCUGGUUACUGUAUCUCCUCAUGCUGCUGGUGGAGGAAGUAUAAGUAGUAACAAUGGUGCUAAUGAUGGGUAUAACAACAGUGGUGAAAACGGGGAGCAGAGUGAUAGCACUGCAAGCCUGCCUGUACCACUGCCAACUGCUGUGUACAACGCAGCUCCAGAAGACACUGGCAACAACUCUGCAGUUAAGGAAUCUUCUUCCAGUGAGAAGAAUGAACCAGAAGUUCAGUGGACUGCAUCAACCUCUGUGGAACAAGUGAGAGAACGAAGUUAUCAGAGAGCGUUACUUCUCAGUGAUCAUAGGAAAGACAAGGACAGUGAACCUGAUUCUGAAAAUCCAGAGCCACCUUCUGAAUGUCCGUCCCCAGAUACUUCACAGAGGGCUUGUAAGAGUCCCUCAAAAGCAAGCAAGCCCUCCUCACCGAGUCCUGUAGUUUCAACACAGUCACUUGGGAAAACACCCACAAAACCAGAUUCGCACUGGGAAACUGCAGCUAAUGCACCUGAGACCGAAAGUGCAAAUCACCCCAAACCUGAGCUGCAGCAAAAACAGCUGACAAACAGCGUCCAAGCACUUUCAAAAAACCAUCCAUCUCAACCACACCUGCGCAGUUCUGCUGAGCAGCUCUCCCAUUCACAGAAGUUGCCUUCGGCUCCUGUGAAGCUGCAUUGCCCUCCUUCACCUCACGUGGAAAACCCUCCCAAGGCUUCCACCCCCCACGCGCCUGUGCAGCACGGUUACCUGUCACCAAAGCCUCACUCUCAGCCCCUGGGAUCUCCAUACAGACCUCACCAUCCACAGUCACCUCAAGUCGGGACCCCCCAGAGGGAAACUCACCGCAACUUCUACCCCGCAGCACCGACCCUCCCGCCCAGCAACCAGCCGCAGCCCAGCGCAGCCCUGUUCACCCAGACCACCUCGGGACAAUCUGCAGCCUCCUACAGCCAGUUCAACCAACAGAGUCUGAGCAGCAGUGCGCCACCUCCCCCUCCCCCUCCGCCCCCUUCUUCGACUUACUAUCAAAGCCAGCAGCCCUCUGGAAACUUUGCGAGCUACAGCCAGCUGAAGGGCAGCAUCCCCCCCCAGACUGUGUUCUCAUCCGGAGCCAGGGCACCACGUAACCGCGGGGCACUUUUUGCCGACUCAGAACCCCA
Molecule: messenger RNA, 4610 nt
Organism: Acanthisitta chloris (rifleman)
Lineage: Eukaryota; Metazoa; Chordata; Aves; Passeriformes; Acanthisittidae
Gene: KMT2E
Product: lysine (K)-specific methyltransferase 2E
Exons: 23
Molecular function (GO): protein binding
Source: RefSeq, a predicted model, not a curated record